ACCCAGUCCAAGAAUCAGUCUGGGUUCCGCUAUCCACACGCGGAGUGAGUUUUCGGCGCUUAAAGUGCUUAAGACCUUAAAGCGAGUUUAAUGCGUGGCAUAUACCACGGCAUAUACAUACCAUCGUCAUCUUUGCGGGGAAAAGUCUGCGGCAUAACAACUGCUUCCGAAAUUGUAAAUUCACAAUGCGGCGCGCAUCUCGAUUGAUUCCGUUCGGUUUCGUCAUCCUGCUCCUGAUUCUUCUGCUCCUCCAGCCAUCGACAGACGGCCACACACUGGGCGCCAGCUGCCAGACGCCCGAGAAGAGCGAAGGACGCUGUGUGCACUUCAGCUCCUGCCGGCUCGUCUUGCGUCACUAUGCGAUGUACAAGGAGCACAUGCCGCCAGCGAUAAUGCGAUUCCUGCAGAGGGUCCGUUGCAAGCCGAAACGCGAAGGCUAUCAUUUGUGCUGCGAACUCAAAGAUGUGAUUCCCGCGAACGCCAACUCCAAGUUGAAGUAAAUCAACUUCAAAGUGCCUCAUGUGCGUGCGAGCGAGUGUGCGGACUUUGAUCUGCUAAAUCAGUUGGUAGCUUUUUGUUUGGGCCCAUAACCGAAAUGUUAUGGCCGCGUGCGGCAUCGCCUUUAAUUAUAAUGUGUACACGAAUUAUGUAUUAAGUGCGCCUUUCGCCAGUCUCGCCAAGGCAACAGAUGCUGGGACAUAAUAAAAAAUAAAAAGUUUAGCCUCAAUCUUGACAGCUCCUGCUCGAGUUGGUUCUUGUGUAUUUAAAAGCAUAAAUAAAUUUGAACUUGCAACACCUACUGCCUGGCGUCUGUCAGUAGUCGGGCAUCGAAAUAAAUAUUUGAAAUAC
Molecule: messenger RNA, 849 nt
Organism: Drosophila melanogaster (fruit fly)
Lineage: Eukaryota; Metazoa; Arthropoda; Insecta; Diptera; Drosophilidae
Exons: 3
Coding region: 186-500 (104 amino acids)
Source: RefSeq, marked reviewed